AUGCAGCUGCCACCCUUCGACAUGUGGAAGGACUACUUCAACCUGAGCCAGGUGGUGUUGGCACUGAUCCAGAGUCGGGGGCAAAGGCCAGAGGCCCAAGGGACUGGGGAGUCCAGGCCUGAGCCCCCGCUGGGGCAGGACCAGGGGCUGGGAGGGCCGGGGGCCGGCAGGGGCCUGGCCACCCUGUGCAACUUCUGCAAACACAACGGGGAGUCGCGCCACGUCUACUCGUCGCACCAGCUGAAGACUCCGCAGGGCGUGGUGGUGUGCCCCAUCCUGCGGCACUACGUGUGUCCCCUGUGCGGGGCCACCGGCGGCCAGGCCCACACGCUCAAGUACUGCCCGCUCAACGGCGGCCAGCAAUCUCUCUACCGCCGCAGUGGGCGCAAUUCGGCCGGCCGCAAGGUUAAGCGCUGA
Diceros bicornis minor is the source of this 417-nucleotide messenger RNA. RefSeq names its product nanos C2HC-type zinc finger 2 (gene NANOS2). Gene Ontology annotation, cellular component: perinuclear region of cytoplasm. Lineage: Eukaryota; Metazoa; Chordata; Mammalia; Perissodactyla; Rhinocerotidae. Gene Ontology annotation, molecular function: mRNA binding; zinc ion binding. Bases 1 to 417 code for a protein of 138 amino acids. Gene Ontology annotation, biological process: oogenesis; negative regulation of translation. The transcript has a single exon. The record is from RefSeq and is a predicted model, not a curated record.